This is a messenger RNA of Trichomonas vaginalis G3, 822 nucleotides long. Its product is annotated as protein of unknown function, DUF4106 family. The transcript has a single exon. Lineage: Eukaryota; Parabasalia; Trichomonadida; Trichomonadidae. The record is from RefSeq and is a predicted model, not a curated record. The coding region runs from base 1 to 822 and encodes 273 amino acids.
AUGGAAGCGAAUGGUGAACGAGAUAUAGCUGGUAUUUUCAGCGCGGCUUUAAUGCCAUUGAAAGAUAUGAAACAUGCAGAUAUUUUGGACCAGUAUGAAAUGAACAUGGCUGAUGGAAAUAUAACACCUGACGUUCUAGAACAUUUAUCUCAAAGAACUACACAGAACCAUAGAGAUGGUAUAUUUGGUGAAGAGUUUAGAAAGAAAGUUAGGGAGAGCGAAGGAAGAGAACCUAUUGUACAUGACCUUGCAAACGAAAGUUUACAAAAUGUCAUAAAAACUUACUUUGCAGACAAUGAACCGAGAAGGGAUGAAUAUUUAAGAAAACUCAAAUGGACAGUACCAAAUGAAAUGUUAGUAUUGAAAAACAUGUUCCUUGACAAAAUAAAACCAACUACAGAAAUAAACGACGCAAGACUGAAAGAUUGGGUAGAAGCUUUCCCAUUCACAAAAGAUAUAGUUGGUAACAUGGAAAGAAAACCAGAAUGGCUACAAAAACAUAUAUUUGGAAACGAGCAUAUUCCAUAUGGACAGGCACUGUUUGAAGAGCUUGAACCGGAAACUCAGGAAAGAGUCAUGCAAACAAUACGCGAAGACUCAAAUACAGACUAUGACAAACUCUUUCUAGGAUAUAGGUUACCUGAGAUGGGCGACCAGAGCCAAAAGGCAAAAAGGACAUGGAAAAUUUGCAACAUACUAGAUGAACAUAAUGCAAAGAUGCAACAACUUCAAGCAGAGGGCAAUGAAGGAAAAAGAAGAGUUAAAAACUCAGUCAGGAAGAAAGUAAAGCUUGGUCGGAGUGGGUUCUAUUAUGACAUAUAA